Messenger RNA from Phalaenopsis equestris, 1093 nucleotides. RefSeq lists its product as uncharacterized. Gene Ontology annotation, biological process: mRNA catabolic process. NCBI's taxonomy places the organism in Eukaryota, Viridiplantae, Streptophyta, Magnoliopsida, Asparagales, Orchidaceae. The record is from RefSeq and is a predicted model, not a curated record. Gene Ontology annotation, molecular function: demethylase activity; mRNA binding. Bases 20 to 1000 code for a protein of 326 amino acids. The transcript has a single exon.
GCUUUGUCCGGGAUGUCCAAUGUGCAAUGUAGAGAUCCCGAGGCGGACGUCAGCAGCCGGGGCAUUUACAGAAUGCCCUGAGUGUAAUUUUCUACACCUGGAGCGCUACGGGACAUUCGAGGAAUACACCGCUGCAAAUAUGAUGUUGAGAAAUGUCAACCAUCCAGAAGUCGAGCCGUACAUCCCAAGGUUUGUUGAAACGCCACAGUUCUGGACAGGGGAGCAGCCCCGACACGUACAAAGGAUUCCUGCAAUAGAACUUGAAAGAAUGAGCAGAGUCAGAAAGCAAGAAUUUGAAUUUUACGAGGAAAUCCGAGGAAAAUCCGUCAACAUCUUGGAAGGUUUGGAAUUACAUACAGGAGUUUUCUCAGAAAGAGAUGAAAGAAGGAUUCUAGACUGCGUGUUUGACUUGCGAGACAGAGGUCGCGCCGGAUUAUUGAUGGAGAAGACGUACUCAGAGCCGCAGAAAUGGAUGAGGGGCAAAGGACGAAUUACUAUUCAAUGCGGUUGCUGCUACAACUUCACGAGGGAUAGGCUGGGGAAUCCCCAGGGUAUCUUAAGAUACGACGAGUUGGACCCUCUGCCUUUCGAGAUAAAAAGAAUGAUCAAAAGAAUGGUAAGGUGGAGCAUACUGCCUGCGGAUUGCAUCCCAAAUAGCUGUAUUAUUAACAUCUAUGAGGGAGACUGCAUUCCGCCCCACAUAGAUCACCACGACUUUGUCAGACCCUUCUGUACGGUGUCCUUCAUGAGCAAGAGCAACAUUCUAUUCGGAAGAGAAAUUGACGUUCUGGGACCUGGAGAGUUCAGAGGAUCGGUCGAGAUUCCGCUGCCAGUGGGUUCAGUUCUGAUUUUGAAAGGAAAUGGAGCAGACUUGGCGAAACAUUGCAUCCCGGGAGUGCCGCACCGCAGGAUUUCUGUUACUCUAAGAAGGAUGGACGAUAGCAAGGUGCCACACGGGUUUCGGCCAGAUGUGGAAUUGGAAGAAUUACGCCCGUACUAGUUGUGAGAUGGCUGUACCUCUAAGUAUACGCGAAAGGACUCUUACCCCGAAGCGUGGCUUAGAAGGUUAGCUUGAUCACGAGCUGACAUCGAA